UUUUUUGUUUUUGUGUCAGUUUUGUGUUGUGCGUAGUUGUGGUUUCGUUUCUCAUGGCUUAAAUUAUUUUAAUUUUUUAUUUUCUUUUAAUAUUCCGGUUUAAUAUUUCGGUUUGAGCUUGAUCUACGAUGGCUUUGUUACCGCCCGACCCUGUUUACACCAUACGAAAUGUCGACAAUACACCGGUUUUCUCUUUGGCAUUUAACUUUCUACCCGGCGGUCUCGAGAGGUUACUAGCCGGUUCAAAGAAUGGCUAUGUUUAUGCAUACAACCUUCAGACAAACAGAGUGCAACAAAAGAUAAAAGUUGGUCAAGCUCCCAUUCUUCAUCUUUUACAUACAGAAGAUCAAUUAAUUACUCAAGAAAAAGGUGGAAACUAUAAAAUAUUUAAUUUGACAAACUCUGGCUAUCAAGAGGAUACAUUAAUUGAUAUGGAUUACCCUGGUUUUUGUCGAUUUGAAGCCAACACAAAACUCAAAACACUAUAUGUACCUGAUAGGGAAUCCCAAGUAUAUAUUUAUAACUUUACUGGAGAAAAGAUUGGAAGUUUAAAACCAGAAUUUUCAGAACCAAAGUUGGGAGAUCCAAUGUGCAUGAAAUACAUUGAAUUAGCACCAGAAAAGUCUUACUUAUUAGUAGGGUAUGAAGCUGGGUGGCUUGUUCUAUGGGAUCUCAACACUAGUCAGGCGAUUGGUAAACUCCAAACUAAGGAAUGCCCAAUGUCAGUGGAUUUCUGUAAAGAUCAGCAAAGGGGUAUCAUUGGGAAUGCCUCAGAUGUGAUACAAAUAUUUAGUAUAGGGAGAAAAGACUUGAGCUUGGUCCAUGGUACAGAUAUAACAAUAAAAAAUCAUGGAAUUAAUAAAGUGCAGUCUCGACUUGAUGCAAAAGUUUUUGUUUCUGGUGGUUGGGAUGGCCAUAUUCGAAUCUACUCAUGGUUUUCAUUAAGGCCUUUAGUUGUCCUUACUGAACAUAAGAGAGCAAUCCAAGAUGUUGUUUAUUCUACCGAGAAAGUAUCCAUGUGGAAUGCAAACAUAAUGGCGGCAGGUGGCCUUGAUGGAGUUAUUACUCUUUGGGAUUUGUACAAUCAAAAGCAAUGAUUAAGGAAAGCUAUAUUCAGUCUAAUGUCAUAGAUAUUUGAAUGAUUGAUUCUUUAAUAAUUAUUUGCAUUAUUAAAUUUUUUUUACAAUUAUUGUUAUGUAUCAAUCUUCAAAUUAUAGAAAUUUACUUUAACAUCAAAGGUUGACUUAGAUUUGUAAUAAAUAUUUCUAAAAGUCACAUUCAGCUAUAAAAUUGGAUCUCAUUUUUUGUGUAUUUGCCAAAAGCAAAAUUAAUUACAAAGUACAACAUGGUAUCUACCAAUUGUGGCCAAGUCAUUAGAAUAAGUAUAAGUUUGUUACAAUAAAGAUAAUAAUAAUGACUAUUUUCCUUGAAUGAUUUAUUUAGCACUGUUUUCUUUCAACAAAAUUAAAUUGUAUUCAAAAUUA
Molecule: messenger RNA, 1484 nt
Organism: Pieris brassicae (large cabbage white)
Lineage: Eukaryota; Metazoa; Arthropoda; Insecta; Lepidoptera; Pieridae
Product: guanine nucleotide-binding protein subunit beta-like protein 1
Exons: 2
Coding region: 129-1097 (322 amino acids)
Molecular function (GO): protein binding
Source: RefSeq, a predicted model, not a curated record